Messenger RNA from Guillardia theta CCMP2712, 1623 nucleotides. RefSeq lists its product as hypothetical. The transcript has a single exon. Bases 1 to 1623 code for a protein of 540 amino acids. NCBI's taxonomy places the organism in Eukaryota, Cryptophyceae, Pyrenomonadales, Geminigeraceae. The record is from RefSeq and is a predicted model, not a curated record.
AUGUUUGCGCUCUACGUCUUGUUCUCUAUGCGCUUUCAUGGCAGUCUACGAUCCUUCCCUGACCAGACUCGGAAAGUUGAGGAGCCAACUGCUCUCACCAUGUUGAGGAGACCAACCCUUGUCGAAGAGCAACAUAUUUCGAGGUGCGCGUGUACGGAUGUGUAUGACCCUGAGACCGGACGAUGUUACAUGACAGAUCCUGGCCCUAUCCUGUGGUACGGAGGAUAUGGCGGCUCACACCACCGUCAUACGUUUGUUCGUGACCUUUUAGCAAGGAGUGGAGUGAGAAUGAAACAUAUUCAUGUCAAUGAUGGUCAGUACGCCAAUGGUGGUUGUGACAGGACUGUUGUACAAGGGUUUGCAAGUUAUGACAGGUAUUUGUAUCAUUGGCUUGAUUCGGAUAUUGCAUACAAACUAUAUCUUACUUGCAAGCAUGUGCUGCACUCGACUACAGUGUGUCUGCGACGCAAGACCAGCCUUAACACUACUCAAACGAUGAGCGAUCAAUCAAAAUUGCAGGAGAGAAGUUACGUAUGCUCAGUCUUUGACAGCAUUUUGCUCCGCAGUCCUAGCAGAAAAGCAGUGUCAAGCUAUUCACUUUCAAGCAGCGAUGUUCUAACAGGACUCUGGUCUACGAUUGGAAAACCACCUGCACUAUCAAAGAUUCUGCAGCAUGUUUCUUUGUAUCACGUGGGAAAGAUUAUUCCUAUAGGACAAAUCAUCCAAACGUGCGGACUGAUGGGAAAAGGGCAGAAAUGUACACAUGCAAAACGUAAGAUAGCGGCAAUCACCAUUUGCAAGGACGAGAUCAAUACCAUAGUCUUCACGAUUGGUGCGCUAAUUGAGCAUGUAGAUCAUUACAUAGUGGCUGAUACUGGGUCGAAGGACACUACCAUCAACCUACUACGUCAAACUUUCAGUGACUAUCUGGUUUCGAAAAAGCUCUUCAUUCUGACGUUGAAUUGCUCGAUCCACACAUCAAUUGCUCGCAAUGCUGCCCUUCAAGUUGCCCGAUCUUUAUCUUGCGCACAUAUCAUGAAAAUCGAUGCAGAUGAUGUCUUUUAUGACGCCAAUGCAAGAGAGAUGAUGGAAGCUGUUCGUUGUACAAACAAGCCCUUCCAGAAAUUGUGGGUGCCUCAGUAUGAGCUAGUUCAGGGAGACAUUGAGUCCUCGCUAGACUGGCUUCACCUUGUUCGACAAGAAGCCUCGCAGGCCCUGACAAGACAAAUGAAAUCACGAGUGUUCAGAUUCCGACUAGACCAACCAUAUGGGCACGACAGAGUGAUUGUGUUGAGUGACGACCUACAAGCCAAGGGAUCUUGGACUGAUGAGGCGCAUGGGCUCCCUGCAGAAGGAUUUCGCUCGAGGUCCACUGGAGCUCUGGUUUUCUUCGUGACCUCUCCCGCGCUGGCACAUUACGGUUGGGCAAGGCCUCUGGAGUUCUUGUACAAGAAACUUGAGGCCUGGGAGGACCAGAAGGUCGACAAGGCCAACAUGAAGAAGAGAGUUGUAGGAAUGUUAACUCAGCCCUUCCAGACUCAUCCCGAGUCAGUGUUGCGACACGUCAACAGUACGAUCAAGACUGUUGAGCUUCAUCUUAUGAAGUUCGAGCGCAACCUCUAA